Lolium rigidum is the source of this 1911-nucleotide messenger RNA. RefSeq names its product chaperone protein ClpB1-like. Gene Ontology annotation, cellular component: cytoplasm. The transcript has 6 exons. Gene Ontology annotation, molecular function: ATP binding; ATP hydrolysis activity. Bases 1 to 1911 code for a protein of 636 amino acids. The record is from RefSeq and is a predicted model, not a curated record. Gene Ontology annotation, biological process: cellular response to heat. Lineage: Eukaryota; Viridiplantae; Streptophyta; Magnoliopsida; Poales; Poaceae.
AUGGCCUUGAGAAAGUACGGCAGGGACUUGACGGCCGCGGCCGGCGACGCCGACCCGGUGAUCGGCCGCGACGACGAGAUCGACCGCGUGGUGUGCAUCCUCUGCCGCCGGACCAAGAACAACGCCGUGCUCGUUGGCGCGCCGGGCGUCGGCAAGACGGCCAUCGCCGAGGGCCUCGCCCAGCGCAUCGCCGCCGGGACGGUCCCUCCCGAGCUCCUCGAGGCGCGCGUCGUGGAGCUGGACCUCUGCGCCAUUGUGGCCGGGACCCAGUACAUGGGCACCUUCGAGACGCGCAUGAAGGAAGUCAUCACGGAGGCUGAAGAUGCCGACGGCAAGGUAAUCCUCUUCAUCGACGAGAUGCACAUGCUCGUCGGCGCCGGCGAAUGCAACGGUAGCAUGGACGCCGCCAACCUGCUGAAGCCAGCCUUGGCCCGUGGGCGCGUCAGCUGCGUCGGCGCCACCACCUUCGACGAGUACCGCAUGCACAUCGAGAAGGACCCCGCCCUCGAGCGGCGAUUCCAGAAAGUGCUCGUCCAGGAGCCGAGUGUGGAGGCAACCAUUGCUAUUCUGCGGGGUCUAAAGCAGCGAUACGAGGAGCACCAUGGCUUGAGAAUUCGGGAUGCUGCCAUUGUUGCUGCUACCGAGCUUGCUGGCCGCUAUAUCACCGGUCGUCACUUUCCUGAUAAAGUAAUCGAUGUUAUUGACGAGGCUUGUGUCUCCACAAAGAUACAGUACAUAAAUGAAAGAAAAGCGCACAUCGAUAUGGCACGGAGAAACAAGAGAAAAGAAGUGGUUACUGCACAUACUCGUUCUACUGCGACAAAGAAACCUGUUGUUCGCCCAAAUCACGUUGCACAGGUUGUCAGCCAAUGGACUGGAAUUCCGGUCACUGCACUUGAUCAAGAUGAGAAGAAUAAGUUAACAAACUUAGCCGAAAAGUUGCGUGAGCGGGUUGUCGGCCAGGAUGAAGCCGUCAACUUGGUUGCCGAAACCGUGUUACGUUCUAGGGCUGGCCUGGAUCUAUCUGGCCAACCAAUAGGCUCUUUCCUCUUUUUGGGUUCGACGGGUGUUGGAAAAACAGAGCUCGCAAAAGCUCUUGCCGAGCAACUAUUUGGUAGUGAGAAGAUGUUGGUUCGGUUUGACAUGUCCGAAUAUGUAGGGGAAGGUUCUAUCACACGACUUCUUGGGGCACCUCCAAGCUUUGUUGGCCACGAAAAUGGAGGACAACUGACCGAGAAAAUCAGAAGGCAUCCAUACAGCGUCAUCCUUUUUGACGAGGUGGAGAAAGCAGAUCCUUCUGUGUUCAAUGUUUUCCUUCAGCUCCUUGAUGACGGUAUCCUUACCGAUGGCUUAGGGCGGACAGUAGAUUUUAAGAACACCUUCAUCAUCAUGACCUCAAAUUUAGGAGCAGAGCACUUGAAUUCAAACAAAGAGACAAAAGAAGUUACCCGGAGCCUCCUCGUGGAGAAGGUUGAGAAAUACUUCAGGCCCGAGUUCCUCAACCGGUUGAGUGAGAUAGUGAUCUUUGAGACCCUUCCGCACGACAAGUUGAAAGAUAUUGUGAAAAUACAGAUAAACAAAGUCGUUGCCAGUGUAUCUUCCAAGGGCAUCUCUUUAUUUGCAAGCGAUGCUGCAUUGGAUGUCAUAUUGUCGGAAUCAUACAAGCCAAUGUACGGUGCAAGGCCCAUCAGAAGGUGGGUGCAGAAGAAUGUGGUAACCAAGCUCUCCAAGCUCCUGGUGGGUGGAGAAAUCGGUGAAGGCUCAACAAUCCAUAUCGAUGCUAAGGACCACAAAGUGCUGAAGUAUGGAGUGGUGAAGAAGGCGAGUGCCGAACCUCCAAGAAAACAAAAACGGCAAAAACAUGGUCGUGAUGAAACAGGCGAAACAAAGAGGACGAAGAAGUUGCCGUAG